Messenger RNA from Coregonus sp. 'balchen', 20989 nucleotides. Lineage: Eukaryota; Metazoa; Chordata; Actinopteri; Salmoniformes; Salmonidae. The record is from the annotation of a GenBank genome assembly.
GCUUCUGGGCUGGUACAGUCCUCGCCUCGGAAAACCUCCAACCUCUUUGGUCACUUUCUCUGCUUCUCUCUCUCUCUUGCAUAACUUGGGAGUCUUUAUUUCUGAAUAGGAAUAACUUCAAGACCAUCAACGAAUAGGCUAUCUGGUGACUUGAAUGCUACCCUAUUCAUGUUUAUUUAGGGAAGGUUUAUUACUGGAGUGACAACUUACCUACACGUGAAAGCUUCUAAAAACGAGGGGAAUACGUUUUUCAAGAACAAAAAGGGAAGGGAAAAACAGAAACCGGAGCGAGUUUUAGAUCCUGCCCCUCGCUGGGAUGCAGACUCGCCGCUCGCUGAGUUCCUUAUUGUGCGUGAUGAGCUGCGCGUGGCUGCACUCUGGACUGGCCUCACGGCUAAAGUCUCCCGUUCUGCCCAUCCAUUCGGAGAGGGAGCCUUUACCAUCCAAGGGCAUGUCAGGUGAGCCAAGAUGCCUCUUCUACUUCAGUCAAAGUCACUUCUUUUCAACCUGAAUAUCUCCAUUCAAUGAAUGACCUAUAAUGACCCCUGCUACGUUUUGAAUCCUGGCAGGGGCAUCUCAGCACUAUAGGCUAGCCUAGUGCUCGUUUGCUAAUCUGCCAAAUAUACAUUUGAAUGUAUAGCCUGAUAUGUCUAUAUCUUUUUAAGACCGUCAGUAGAUGACCGCUUAGGCUACACAGACACAGCCUAUCAUUUUGUCUAUCAAAGUGCCUCACUGUACAGCAUCAGACCUCUUAUUAUUAUUAUUAUUAUUAUUAUUAUUAUUAUUAUUAUUAUCAACCCAAUCUUUUUUGUUUGUUUUCUGGCAUCUUCCUCAAAUUUCCUACUGUUAUGGUUACUUCAUGAACAUACUUGCAGAAAACGUCUUAGUCAUAACCACUGAGAAUGGCAUCUGGUUCACGUGCAGGGCUUUAAAUUGCUUGUUGUUAAAGGGGUAGGCCUACUGAGCCCAUGGGAGUGAGAAGUCAAGGCGUUAGAGCAGUGUAUUAACAACUGCCACUAAUAACGUUUAUCCAAUCCUGGAAACUGUAAUCAAUCGGCUGUCCAUUGCUGCAGUUCUUUCGUAGCCUUCUCUGGCUGUACUAAGCAGUGAUUUAUAUUGCAGUGAGUUGUGCGGGAAAGCAUGGUGCUCCGUCUAACUCUAACGCAACUGGACUGUUUUAAAGUCUAGUCACUUAAUGAAAGAAUAAUGCGAACCAGAUUGUUAGCAGCUACGGCAACCGCACAAUAUCAAAUCAACAGUAGUGAAUUUGGCACCGGGGAGCCUCACCUCCAGACUGUGGUGUUGGGCUGGGGUGCCAAGGUGACUGUGGUGUACAGCGACUCUGAAACCGGGAGAGGAAUGCACAUGGCGCACACCCAUAUGGAACUAGGCAGAGGAGGUUUGUGGCGCAAACAAUUGUUGCUGGGACAAUUUUUAUGCAGGCUUUUUAUAAUGCAAUACUUUUAUUAAUACCACUUUUUCAAUUAAUUUGAAAUACUCAAAACCUAAUACAUCAAUUCGUUUCAAUUACACAGACACUGGUAGGCUACCAAAAGCGCAUUCCUUUUAUUUCUCUUUCCAGAUGGUUUCGUGUUUGUUGUGUGAAUGGUAUUUUUUAUAUAAAUUUGAGUGUCCCAUGCACCGUUUAAAUGAAACAGGAUGCGUCGGUGAGCUCUGGAACACGAGGCAUCCAGUCUAUCCACCCAAUAUGUCCCAGCCGCAGAAUCGAUUAUCUGUCAACAUUCACAGUCUGGCUGGACAUAAUCCUAUUUUUGUCGUUCUGUCUGACGCCAAUGUGGGAAUAUGCAGUCUUUCACUUCGCAGUGAACUGUCCAGUACACAUCCAAUUGUCAAGUGCAUAGGCCUGGCUAGCCCAUUAAAGUGUCUGGCAAUGCCAUGCAAUCGUUUCUGUUCUACUGAAUGUUUGGUUGAUUGUUUCGGUUAUAAGUUGUGAAUUAAUUGUAGCUAUUCAGAAGAAGAAAAAUACAGCAUCAUAACAUGUUGAUCUCAGACUAGGCUACUCACCAGUUUUACAUUUAGAUGUGGACUGUACCACAUGCUAGUGUAUUGUUGUCUAAAUGGGUUCUGCUGGUCUGAUUGCAGGAUGUUCAUUUGGAGGAAGAUUCUAUUCGCUGGAGGACACUUGGCACCCUGACCUCGGUGAGCCGUUUGGGGUCAUGCACUGUGUCCAAUGUUACUGCGAGACAGUAAGUUACAUCCUUCACAACAAGCCUAAUAGAGUACAUGUCAAUCUUGGAUAGUGGUGCCAUUAUGUAGGCCCAGGACUAUCAACGGACAGAAAUUGGGCCUAAAAUAACAAACGAAUGAAUUAUGAAUUAAUCAAUUACCAAAAUCAUCUCCAAAUCUUAGUGCCCCCAAAAUGACCCCAUUUAACAAAUAUCAUCAGGCCUGUGUGAUACAGUGUUAAGGUCAAUGUGGAUGAGGAGUUGAUGUUUUCUAUCUAUUAUUUUCAGCAAAGGGGUCGUAAGGGUAAGGUGUUGGGGAAGGUGAGCUGUAAGAACGUCAAGCAGGACUGUCCUGAGCCUAGCUGUGGUGACCCAGUGCUGCUACCUGGACAAUGCUGCAAGACCUGCCCCAAAGGUAACCCCUACCAGCCUACUAACUGUCCCUAUCACUAUAUAAACUUGGCCCAAAGGUAAACUCUCUCUCUCUCCUCUCUCUCUCUCCUCUCUCUCCUCUCUCUCUCUCUCUCUCUCCUCUCUCUCUCUCUCUCUCCUCCUCUCUCUCUCCUCCUCUCUCUCUCCUCUCUCUCCUCUCUCUCUCUCUCUCUCUCUCUCUCUCUCUCUCUCCUCUCCUCUCCUCUCUCUCCUCUCUCCUCUCUCUCUCUCUCUCUCUCUCAGUUAGUUUCAUUAUGUUGUUCUCUAGAGCGGCUGAUUGGUAAUCAGUAGCAGGUCUGGGCUAGGUUGUCUCUCCUACUCGACUGUGUCAAAUACGCUCAUUCUCUAACCAUCAGGAACCAAAGGGCAAUUCAGACCGAUUUAGCCUAGUUCCCAGUGUUACUAACUACCUUUUACAUAGCAUACACACUCCCCCCCGCUCUCUAUUUUCUCUCUCUGUCCUUCCCUCUUUCUCACUCCCUCAUUCGCUCAGGCUCACAAUCACGCACACGCAUACACACACCACACACACACACACACCUGCGCAAACGUUCACUCACACACAUGUUGGGUCUUAUUUUCUCCAUAGUUAUUCAGCAGUGGGUUUUGGUAAUGGAAAGUCAAGGUAAAGCCCUGGGUUUCUCUGAGGCAUGGCCCCCCAGCACUGAGACAACAUUGAGUGUGUUUGUGUUCAUGUGGGAAAGUGUUGAGAGUGUGUGUGUCGUGGUGGUGAUUUUUGGGAAAGCUUGGGAGUGUGUUGUGGUUGUGUCUUUAGGAAAAGUAUGAGUGUGUUUGUCUAAAUGUUAAAAAGCUUUGAGUGUGUUUGUCUAAGUGGUGGAAAACGGUGUGUGCAUGUGCGCGCAUGCUUAUGUGUGCGUGUGUGUUUACGUGCACGUUUGUGUGUGUGUGUGUGUCUAUUCACUGGUGCACCUGAGGAUACAGUAUAGUAGAAUGGAGGGAGGUGAGACUGACACUACACAGAAGCCCUAGAGCGUACCCUAUGGAGGGAGAGAGAGAGUGCCAGGGGAAUAAGGCCAUGAAAGAGAGAGAAAGGAGGAUAAUAAAAGAGUGCGAGAAGAGAGCCAGAGAGAGAGAGAGAGGAUAUGAGAGGGACACAGAGAAGUAAAGCAGACAGUCUAGGAGUAAAAUGGAUGGCCUUGAAGAAAUAAGUCUGGAUGAUGAUGUGUGUGUGAGUAAGAGCCUGUCUGUCUCGUAGUGUGUGUGUGUUUUUCUGAGUAUGCUUUUCAGUGUGUCUGUAUUUCAGUGUGUGUGAGUCGUCUGUCAGAUUGUGUGUGUGUUUGUGUGAGGCACUGAAAUGUGCUCGUGACAUCAGGACACACAGUGGUUUGGAACAGCAGGUCACUGUUGGGAUUGCACACGAGUGUCACUCCCAGCUCCUCAGACUAAGAAACAAACCUUGUUACUGUGGCACCCAGACGAGCCAGGAGUGUUCCAACAAGGAGACACCUGGAGAGAGAGAGAGAAAGGAAGAGGGAGGGAGAGACAGAGAGAGAGGGUGGAUAGAGAGAAAUAAUAGAGGGAGAGAGAGAGAAUUAGGGAGGACUAAUAUUUUGGAUCAGCAUUUUAGAAUCAUUCCUCUCCUCCCUGUAACUCUGUAACUCUCACUCUUUCUAGCUGGUUCACUCAUUCAACAUUUGCUGUGAUUCUCCUUACUUUAUGCCUUCAUGUUAAAGUAAUUCCAACCUGUAGGUGUUGUGUAAAUAUCCCACCGCCUCACACGUUGUGCCCCUGGGUGUUGUGUUGUGCUUGUCCAGGCGAGGUGGACAGGAAGCAGGCGGAGGCGGUGUUUGAUGGCUUUGAGUACUUCCAGGAGAAGGAGAAAGAGGAUGAUCUGCACAAGUCCUACAAUGACCGCUCAUACCUCAGCUCUGAGGACAUUUCCCCCGGGGAGAGCCGCACUGGUGAGCAUGCACACUCAGCCGCACACAAAACACUACUGUACACUCAUGCAUGGACAUACAUCAUUUACAUUUAGUCAUUUACAUUUAGUCAUUUACAAUUAGUGACUUACAGGAGCAAUUAGGGUUAAGUGCCUUGCUCAAGGGCACAUCAACAUAUUUGGUCACCUAGUCGGCUCGGGGAUUCGAACCAACAACCUUUCGGUUACUGGCCCAAUGCUCUUAACCGCUAGGCUACCUGACAUGGAAACACACACACAUCUUGUACAUGCAGUACAUGGAUAUACAGUACAUGGAUAUACACUAUAUGGAUAUGCAGUACAUGGAUAUACAGUACAUGGAUAUACAGUAUUCAUAUAAGGACACAUAUACUCUCACUGCCCCCGUAACAAGAAAAUAAUUCCUCCAUUCAGUCAUUCUGAUUUACAUCUUUACUUUACUGUGUGUCUCUCUGUGUGUGUGUGUGUGUGUGUCCAGACUUUGUAGCAGUGUUGACGGGAGUGACAGACUCCUGGUUACCCAGCUCCAGUGGUGUGGCCCGGGCACGCUUCUCUCUCACUAGAACCAGCCUGACCUUCUCCAUCACCUACCAGAGGUAACACACACACACACACACACACACUGACAGAAAAACAAAUGAUAAGCGUGUAAUAAUCAUUAGUAAUAACUAGUCUCUAAUUUUAUAAAAUAAAAUGUUAUCUUUCUCUCUCUUCCUCUCUCCUGUUCUCCCUCUCUCCUCUCCUAGGAUCGGGCGACCAAGCAGGGUUGUCUUCCUUGAUUCAGAUGGAAACACUGCGUUUGAGUACAAGACCCCUAAGGGAUACUCAAACAUGGUAAGAUACUGGAACGCUCUCUGUUCCUAGGUAGACGUUUCCGCUAUUUAUGUUUUUGUUGUGUGUCUAUGUGUGUGUGGGUGUGUGAAUGUGAGAAAGACAGGGAGAGAAAGAGAAAGUGUUUGUAUGUGUGUCUCUGCAUGCAAGUGUGUGUGUGUGCCCUAGAGAGAAAGAUUAAGUACCUCCAUGAUAAACGCUCUCUCUCUGUGACUCUCUGGUCAAACUCUCACUGGCCCCGACAUAAUUCACCCUGCAAUAACAAACACAGACGCUACCACAAAUACACACACACACAGACACACACACUCACAGCGUUGUCACAGCGUUGCCUUAUCAUUGUCAGAAUGUUGCUGGGAUAAUCAAGUCUUGAUUACUGUGAAAUAACGCAUGGUGCCGUUAUCACAAACAGUUGAUUUUAUUGGGUCAAAUGGAAUGGUGCAACUGUUGAACUGAGAGGCACAAGGAACUGCCACAGUCACCAAACUUUACACAGAGUAAACACAGGAACUAUCACAGUCACCAAGCGUUACACAGAGUAAACACAGGAACUGCCACAGUCACCAAACUUUACACAGAGUAAACACAGGAACUAUCACAGUCACCAAGCGUUACACAGAGUAAACACAGGAACUGCUACAGUCAGCUAACUUUACACAGAGUAAACACAGGAACUGCCACAGUCACCUAACUUUACACAGAGUAAACACAGGAACUGCCACAGUCAGCUAACAUUACACAGAGUAAACACAGGAACUGCCACAGUCAGCUAACUUCACACAGAGUAAACACAGGAACUGCCAGAGUCAGCUAACUUUACACAGAGUAAACACAGGAGCUGCCACAGUCAGCUAACUUUACACAGAGAAAGAGAACGAGAAAGGAAGGUACCGUUUAUUUAAGAGGGGAGCAGUGUGUGUGUGUGUGUGUGACAGAGGCCUACAUCCCCAGUGCACCAUUUCCUGCAUAAAGCCAAAUUACACACGUGACAUCAUCACAUUCUUUAACAAUUUAAGUCAGGACCCCUGAAUAUAGGCCUAGAAAAAAUGGACCUAUAAUUUUUUUGACAAGUGCCCCUAUCAAGUGUCGCGUUCUAGAGGACCUUAGUGAAACCGCCCUGGGAUGGCCAGGGGGAGGGGUUGCUGGCAUGGAUCAUCUCUUGGGGGAUUUUUGUGCGUGACAUCACCCGUGCGAAGGAGACGGAGCACAAUUAUAAUUAAAAGAGGAGAUUAUCCUGGACUGUGCGCAAUGAGGUGUGUGUCCGUCACCAUAUUUCUUCCCCCUCUAAGGCAAAUAUUAUUUUCGGGGGGUUCGUUGUUUGUGGCCUGGUGCUGUGAUAGUGUCCACGGUCUCGACGGGCUGAUCUUUUCCACAGAUGAAGUUGUGUGUGUGUGUUGCAGAGAAAUAAAACAGAAUAUGCAGGCUGUUGUGAGUCAGUUUGUAAGCUGUAACUAUGGCAGAACACAACACACACACACUCAAACCCCAGCCUUGGCUAAGAACCCCACACACACUCAAACCCCAGCCUUGGCUAAGAACCCCACACACACUCAAACCCCAGCCUUGGCUAAGAACAUGCGGCUGCAACUGUGGCUCACCUGCGUGUAUGUGUGUGUUUCAGAUCUGCGGGGUGUGGAAAAAUCUUCCCCAAUCCCACGUGCAACAGCUACAGGCAGAACAACUUCGGGUUACUAUGACAACAGCCACCGGUAGACAGGAGCAGAUCGAAGGAAAGAUCAUCAAACACAGAGCACUCUUCGCAGGUGUGUGUGGGUGUGUGUGCUUGCGUGUGUGUGCAUGCAUGUGCAUGUAUUAGUGGGUGCAUGAAAGUGUGUUUAUAUAUCUGUUUAAAUGUGGACAGAAGUAGUCUCAAUAUUUCCAUGAAUUCUGAUUUAUUUACAUAUGUGUACAGGUAACUGCCAAAAUAAAGGAACCACUUGAGUAAAUGAGGGAUACAAAGUACAAUACAUUUGUGUACAUUUCAAUGAGGACAAACGUUCAGUAAUGUAUGCAGCUCAUAUUGUGGACAGUGUCUGCAUGAGAACACAGUGGAUGGCCUUCAUAACCGAAUGCAGUAACAAUAAGGUGGUGUGUGUAUAUAUGUCAUGUGUGUUUACAAUGUGAGUGUGAUAUCCAUGUGACCCCACAGAGACGUUCAGCUCCACUCUGACCUCAGAAGAGGAGCAUUCUGGGAUGGGAGGCGUCGCCAUGUUGACUCUGAGUGACACAGAGAACAACCUUCACUUCAUCCUCAUACUGCAGGGACUGAUACAACACAGACAGAGAGGUGAGAGGGAUUGGUGAGGGAGGACUGAUAGAACAUAGAGAAAGAGGUGAGAGAGAGAAAGGGAGGACUGACAAAACACAGAGAGAGAGGGGGGAGGACUGAUCCAACAUAGUGAGAGAGGGAGGACGGAUACAACACAGAGAGAGAGAGGGAGGGAGGACUGAUCCAACAUAGAGAGAGAGGUGAGAGAGGGAGGACGGAUACAGCACAGAUAGAGAGAGGGAGGGAGGACUGAUCCAACAUAGAGAGAGAGGUGAGAGAGGGAGGACAGAUACAACACAGAGAGAGUAGUGAGGGAGGGGAUACAACUUAAAGAGAGAGGUGAGAGAGGGAGGGAGGUGUAGGGGAACAACUCAUCACUUGAUCCUCCUUUCAGUGGGCUUAAUGGGGCUUCUGCUGUAUUGCCUCUAUCCUGUUCCUUCACAGGGGACUAGGGAGUAGGAGCUAAGACAAGAGACUAGAGGUUGUUUUGGGACUGGGGACUAGGGAGUAGGGGCUAAGACAAGAGACUAGAGGUUGUUUGGGACUAGGGAGUAGGGAGUAGUGGCUAAGACAGAGACUAGAGGUUGUUUUGGGGGGACUGGGACUAGGGAGUGAGGGGCUAAGUACAAGAGAAUAAGGUUGUUUUGGGACUAGGACUAGGGGCUAAGACAAGAGACUAGAGGUUGUUUUGGGACUGGGGACUAGGGAGUAGGGGCUAAGACAGAGACUAGGGGUUGUUUUGGGACUGGGGACUAGGGAGUAGGGCUAAGACAAGAGAAUAUAGGUUGUUUUGGGACUAGGGACUAGGGGCUAAGACAAGAGACUAGAGGUUGUUUUUGGGACUAGGGAGUAGGGCUAAGACAAGAGAAUAGAGGUUGUUUUGGGAUUGGGGACUAGGGAGUAGGGGCUAAGACCAAGAGAAUGAGGUUGUUUUGGGACUGGGGACUAGGGAGUAGGGGCUAAGACAAGAGAAUAUAGGUUGUUUUGGGACUGGGGACUAGAGAGUAGGGGCUAAGACAAGAGACUAUAGGUUGUUUUGGGACUAGGGACUAGGGAGUAGGUGCUAAGACAAGAGACUAGGGGUUGUUUUGGGACUGGGGACUAGGGAGUAGGGGCUAAGACAAGAGAAUAGAGGUUGUUUUGGGACUGGGGACUAGGGAGUAGGGGCUAAGACAAGAGACUAGAGGUUGUUUUGGGACUAGGGAGUAGGGAGUAGGUGCUAAGACAAGAGACUAGAGGUUGUUUUGGGACUGGGGACUAGGGAGUAGUGGCUAAGACAAGAGAAUAUAGGUUGUUUUGGGACUAGGGAGUAGGGGCUAAGACAAGAGAAUAGAGGUUGUUUUGGGACUGGGGACUAGGGAGUAGGGGCUAAGACAAGAGAAUAGAGGUUGUUUUGGGACUGGGGACUAGGGAGUAGGGGCUAAGACAAGAGAAUGGAGGUUGUUUUGGGACUGGGGACUAGGGAGUAGGGGCUAAGACAAGAGACUAGAGGUUGUUUUGGGACUAGGGACUAGGGAGUAGGUGCUAAGACAAGAGACUAGGGGUUGUUUUGGGACUGGGGACUAGGGAGUAGGGGCUAAGACAAGAGAAUAGAGGUUGUUUUGGGACUGGGGACUAGGGAGUAGGGGCUAAGACAAGAGACUAGAGGUUGUUUUGGGACUGGGGACUAGGGAGUAGUGGCUAAGACAAUAGAAUAGAGGUUGUUUUGGGACUGGGGACUAGGGAGUAGGGGCUAAGACAAGAGACUAGAGGUUGUUUUGGGACUAGGGAGUAGGGAGUAGGGGCUAAGACAAGAUACUAGAGGUUGUUUUGGGACUAGGGAGUAGGGGCUAAGACAAGAGACUAGAGGUUGUUUUGGGACUGGGGACUAGGGAGUAGGGGCUAAGACAAGAGACUAGAGGUUGUUUUAGGACUAGGGAGUAGGGGCUAAGACAAGAUACUAGAGGUUGUUUUGGGACUAGGGAGUAGGGGCUAAGACAAGAGACUAGAGGUUGUUUUGGGACUGGGGACUAGGGAGUAGGGGCUAAGACAAGAGACUAGAGGUUGUUUUGGGACUUGGGACUAGGGAGUACCUUAAGGCAUAAGACAAGAGACUAGGGGUUGUUUUGGGACUGGGGACUAGGGAGUGCUGUGAGGCAGUGUGACAUGGUUAUAAGUUUGCUCUGUGUGCUCUCUCUCGGCCCUGUAGACUCCCCCCUGGUGCCCAUCCGGGUACGACUGCAGUACCGCCAACAUGUCCUGAGAGAGAUCCAUGCCAACGUCACCGCCUAUGUAAGUUAUAGAAACUACACACACACACACACUUUCUCUCUCUCUCUUUUUCAGUUUCUCUCUUGGGCACAGAUCUAGGAUCAGCUUGUCCUCACCAAACCAAAUCUUAACCUUAACCAUUAGGGGGAAACAUACAUCAGGGACAAACCAAGAGGCGGGAGGAAAGGGGGGAAACAGAUGACAUCGUGACACACUCUCCCGCUGAGAUGGAUGUGGUUCCUUCCCCACAUCCUACUGCUGUUGUCAGUACUGUAGAUCACUGUUAAACAUCCAUAGAGACACGGGAUGGACAGAGAAAAAGAAAGAGAUAGAGUGGAGGGGGGUUGUAAGAGACAUGUAGUGAGGGAGAGGGGGUGGGAUGAGAGACAGAAAGGAGAGAGUGAGGGAGAGAGGGUGGAACGGCAUGCACACUCCUCACACAUGUCAGUGGUUAGUUGUCUGUGGGACCAGAAAGAGGGAGGAAGGAAGGAGGAAGAGAGGGAGGAGGAGGGAUGAAAGGAGGGGUCUGUUUUUGAUCUGGUGGGAAUUAUGUGAAUCUGAGAGUUGAUAUGCCCCUCUUUCUGUUUGACACACACACUGACACACUCACACACACACAUACACACACACACUAAAUAUUAUUUAUACACUACAUGACCAAAAGUAUGUGGACACCUGCUUGUCGAACAUCUCAUUCCAAAAUCAUGGGCAUUAAUAUGGAGUUGGUCCCCCCUUUGCUGCUAUAAAAGCCUCCACUCUUCUGGGAAGGCUUUCCACUAAAUGAUGGAACAUUGCUGCGGGAACUUGCUUCCAUUCAGCCAGAAGAGCAUUAGUGAGGUCGGGCACUGAUGUUGGGCGAUUAGGCCUGGCUCACAGUCGGCGUUCCAAUUCAUCCCAAAGGUUUCCACUGUCCAGAGUCCAAUGGUGCCUAGCUUUACACCACUCUAGCCGACGCUUGGCAUUGCGCAUGCUGAUCUUAGGCUUAUGUGCGGCUGCUCGGCCAUGGAAACCCAUUUCAUGAAGCUCCCGAUUAACAGUUAUUUUGUUGACGCAGUUUGGAACUUGGUAGUGAGUGUUGCAACCGAGGACAGACGAUAUUUACGCGCUACACGCUUCAGCACUCGCCGGUCCCGUUCUGUGAGCUUGUGUUGCCUACCACUUCACAGCUGAGAAGUUGUUGCUCCUAGACGUUUCCACUUCACAAUAACAACACUUAUAGUUGACCGGGGCAGCUCUAGCAGGGCAGAAAUGUGACAAACUGACUUGUUGGGAAGGUGGCAUCCUAUGACGGUGCCACGUUGAAAAUCACUGAGCUCUUCAGUAAGGCCAUUCUACUGCCAAUGUUUGUCUAUGGAGAUUGCAUGGCGGUGUGCUCGAUUUUAUACACCUGUCAGCAACGGGUGUGGCUGAAAUAGCCGCAUCCACAAAUGUGAAGUGUAUUGUAUGUUCUUUCUUUCCUGCUCUUAAUAUAAACUCAGCAAAAAAAGAAACGUCCUCUCACUGUCAUCUGCGUUUAUUUUCAGCAAACUUAACAUGUAAAUAUUUGUAUGAACAUAACAAGAUUCAACAACUGAGACAUAAACUGAACAAGUUCCACAGACAUGUGACUAACAGACAUUGAAUAAUGUGUCCCUGAAGAAAGGGGGUGUCAAAAUCAAAAGUAACAGUCAGUAUUUGGUGUGGCCACCAGCUGCAUUAAGUACUGCGAAUCCGACCAUCACCCCUGGUGAGACAAAACCGCGACUCGUCAGUGAAGAGCACUUUUUGCCAGUCCUGUCUGGUCCAGCGACGGUGGGUUUGUGCCCAUAGGCGACGUUGUUGCCGGUGAUGUCUGGUGAGGACCUACCUUACAACAGGCCUACAAGCCCUCAGUCCAGCCUCUCUCAGGCUAUUGCGGACAGUCUGAGCACUGAUGGAGGGAUUGUGCGUUCCUGGUGUAACUCGGGCAGUUGUUGUUGCCAUCCUGUACCUGUCCCGCAGGUGUGAUGUUCGGAUGUACCGAUCCUGUGCAGGUGUUGUUACACGUGGUCUGCCACUGCGAGGACGAUCAGCUGUCCGUCCUGUCUCCCUGUAGCGCUGUCUUAGGCGUCUCACAGUACGGACAUUGCAAUUUAUUGCCCUGGCCACAUCUGCAGUCCUCAUGCCUCCUUGCAGCAGCCUAAGGCACGUUUACGCAGAGGAGCAGGGACCCUGGGUAUCUUUCUUUUGGUGUUUUUCAGAGUCAGUAGAAAGGCCACUUUAGUGUCCUAAGUUUUCAUAACUGUGACCUUAAUUGCCUACCGUCUGUAAGCUGUUAGUGUCCUAACGACCGUUCCACAGGUGCAUGUUCAUUAAUUGUUUAUGGUUCAUUGAACAAGCAUGGGAAACAGUGUUUAAACCCUUUACAAUGAAGAUCUGUGAAGUUAUUUGGAUUUUUACGAAUUCCACAUUUCUCAAUCACUCCUUCCUCCAUCCUUUCUUUCCUUACCUCCCUCCCGUCAUCCCUCCAUCCCUCCCUUUCUCCCUCUCGCUCUCUUGGCUCAAUCCUGUCCCUGGAUGUAUAGUACAUGGAUAUUUCUAUUGAAAUGGGGCCUGGGGUCAUAAUAGUAACAUUUAUUCACCACAGUCAUACAUCUGUCAUAUUAAUACAACAUUUUCAAAAUAAUUUUCCAAUCUCUGUGUAUGUAAAGUUCUGGCAGUUGGAAGGAUAUGAAAGUGGAUGCAGUGUGUGAGAUAUUAGCCCCAAAGCGAGCCAUAUUUCUGGUGUGUGUAUGUGUGUGUGUGGUAGGGGGGGGGGGGGGGUUGUUGAGAGAGACAGAGAGUGUGUUGUAGUGUCAUAAUGAGUGUUUCAGUGUCUGUUUGUGUGUUUGAGUAGAAUAUGUUUGUGAGUUUAUCUAUUAUAACCCUUGUGUGUUUGUUGGUGAUAAGUCUGAUGUUGUAUCACCAUUUCCCCAACGUUCUCCCUUUAGGACCCAGACUUUGCUGAGGUGCUGACAGACCUGAACAGUCGGGAGCUCUUCUGGUUGUCAAGAGGCCAGCUGGUGAUCGCUGUGGAAACCGAGGGCCAGGACCCCCGACACAUCUCUGGCUUCAUCACCGGCAGGAAGUCUUGUGACAGUAAGUGCCACACCCCUUUAUGUAGAACAACCAAUCAAUCAAUCAGCCCACAGUCAGUCACUCAGACAGGUGACAGGUUGAAUUGAUGAAGUUACUCGAGUCGCUCAACAUCAAACAAUCAACCUUGAAUCCUUUUCUGUCAUCCCAUCACACCUAAAACGAGGCCAAAGUCAGAGACCUAGGAGGAAUGUGUUUUGUCUUUCAGUUCACUUGUUCCCCUUCUGUUCCUCCGUGGCUGUUUUAGCAACUCUCUCUCUUCUAUAAAUAGUCCCUCCUUCCCUUUUUUCUUUCAAGUCUUAUCACUGAAGUAAAACCAUGUUUAUAGCCCCGCUGUUUGACCUGGUGGUCCAUAAUACAGGGAGCGGAGGGAUGUGUCGUAGACAAAUUCAGCACACACAUGUUCCAUUCAACGACUCUAACGCAAACAUACUUAUAUACUUAGAUCCCCCCCCCCCCCCCCCCAACACACACACUCACGCACACAUUGUCUUUUUCAUACACACACACACACACUUGUGUGUACAUUUCACACACACACACACACACACACACACACACACACACACACACACACACACACACACUGGGCGCUGCCAAGGUCACAGUCUGCUGGACCUCACUCUCCAUACUGGUGUUCCAGCUCCAUGAUUAACAGCUUGACGUUAUGUGUGAAGAAUUCCAACCCAACACUUGUUUCACUCUCUCCUUACAUCUCUCUCUCUCUCUCUCUCUCUCUCUCUCUCUCUCUCUCUCUCUCUACAUUCUUCUCAUCUCUCUCUCUCUCUCUCUGCCUGUCUCUCCAUCUUGUUCUGUUCUUUCUCUGUCUUGACUCCUCCCCCCUCUAUCACUCCCAUUCUGCCUUUCUUUUUGGAGCUUUCUUUCUUCUUUCUCUCCUCUCCUUCUCUAUUUGUCUUUCCCUGUCUGUCUUCUAAGCCCUUUCGUGUUCAACAAGGGUUACCUCAUCCCACGGGUUAACCUUUGGUUAGGGUGUGUGUGUGUUGGGGUGGGGGUACACCACUUAAGCUAGAAUUCUCUCUUUUGAGAUGACACACACAUACCCUCACACCAAAGUUCUGUUUGGACGGGUUGUGAUCUAUUCAUUCCCUGUGAUUGUCCCCACUAGUGGAGGGAUGACAUGGUGUGUGUGCAUGUGUGUCUUUCUACAGGGGAGACGUGAGAGAAUGUGUUCUGGCCCUCUCUCGGCUCCCCCCUGUCUGGCUCUCCAGACCAACAGGGUGAAUUAUAACACGACAGAGAGCAUUGCCUCAUCUCGCAUGCAAGAGCUGCCUCAUCAUCACAUUCAGACUAGUCUGUAGUAGGGGUCUGGGUCUGGGUCUGGGUCUGAAAUGGAAAGGACACAGAGUCAGGGAGACCCUUCUCAUACUCACUCUGUCAUCAUCCUCUCUCGUUCCAACUUCAAUUUGCUUUAUGGAAACAUGAAAAUGUCCAAGUGUGGCACUGCGUGUUCAUCUGUUAUGUAAUAGCAAGGAUUCAAGAAAUAAUUUACUAAACUUUUUUCUUUUCUCUCUUUCCCUCCUCCACUCCCUUUUUCUCUCUCCAGCCAUCCAGAGUGUCAUGUCCAGUGGUGAUGCAUUGACAGCAGGGAAGACAGGCGGCGUGGGAUCAGCAUUCUUUAAUCUCCAUGAUAACGGCACCCUGGACUACCAGGUAUGGGUCUGAACUUAAUUGAAUUGAUUUUAACUUUAAAGAACUGAAUCAAAUGGAAUUGUACUGUCACUAUUUACAUAACAGAACAGAACAGAACCAAACCAAACCACACUGAACUGAACCACCAAACCAACCCAUAUCCUGCUCCGUCCACAGGUCCAGAUAGCGGGGUUAUCCAGUGAGGUGGUGGGUUUGACCAUCGAGCUAAAGCCUCGGCGGCGCAGUAAGCGAUCCGUGCUGUACGACCUAACUCCAGAGUUGGACAGGCCCAGCGGGCGGGCGGUGGGAAGCUGGAGUCGUCUAGAGGCACGUCACAUCCACAUGCUGCUGCAGAACGAACUGUUCAUCAACGUGGCUACCGCACACAGCCAGGAGGGGGAGCUACGCGGACAGAUCAGAGCCCUGCUCUACAGCGGCCUGGAGGCACCCAGACACGGUGAGACACUGACCUUAGACCAGAACAGACACUAGGGCUGAAUCCUAAAUCAACCCCCUUCCCCUCGCUCCUCCAUUUGUGCGUUCACGCGCGCCUCCACCAUAUGCACAAUUGUCCCAAAACUGACGAAGUCAAAAUUAUGGAAGGUGUAAGUGCUAAUUAGUCCCUCCAAUAGCCACUUCGACCGAGCCAGCUAUGCUGCCUGCAUCAGAGUGAAGUGGUAUCCCAUAACGCACCGUGUUAUUUUUGAGUUUGCGCAAUUUCACACAAUAGAAUGGAGAGUCGCGCAUAAUUAUGAACCACCUGUGUUUGUGUCUGAUUUUGAGGCUUGACACAAGUAACAGAUGAAAUACCUCCCAAAUUACAUGUUUAACUGUUACUGUUAUCUUGUAAAACGACAGGGGAAUUUUUCUCAUUUGAAUUUCAUGGCCAUUUUAUUAUUUAAAUGUAGAACAUGAAUUGCAUCAUUCAAAUCAAGAGUAUGUCCUGAAGUUGAUGGGUUUAUUGAUCCCCUCGUCACUCUUGAAGUCACCCUCUGAGUUUUGUCAGUAACACGUGACAACGGAGGGCCCUCUGAGUGAGUUGGUAGUGGCGAUGGGCUGGUUUGGGAUUCACCAUAGAGUAACUCAAAUACACUUAGGUUGAGUAAAUGCAUAGGUCAGGGGUGGCAAACUCCAGUUCUCUAGACUAGAGCCACAGUGCCUGAAAAAGUAUCUGAAAGAAAAACAUUGAUCCCAAUUUGAGAUUAUUCUAUUUAACUCUAGUCUUUUGCUUUUCAUUCAUAUUUAACCCUCUCCUUCCCCAGAGAUCCCUGUCCCUCUGGCAGGCCAGUUUGUGGCCCCUCCAGUCCUGACCAGUGCUGGGGGCCAUGCCUGGGUGUCUGUGGACGAGCGCUGUCACCUCCAUUAUGAGAUUGUGGUGGCAGGCCUCAGCAAAGCUGAUGAUCUCACAGUCAAUGCCCACCUCCACGGAUUGGCCGAAAUCGGAGAGCUGGACGAGAGCAGCACCAAUCACAAGAGACUUCUGACAGGGUUCUACGGUUCUCAGGUAGGCAGACGGAGACACAAGAAUAAUCACAAACACACACAACUUUGCCAUGACAGUAUGAUAUAGAGAAUGUAUACAUACAGCAGAAUCUUAUUCCAUUCUCUCUCUCUCUCUCUCUCUCUCUCUCUCUCAGGCCCAGGGUGUGUUGAAGGACAUCAGUGUAGAGUUGUUGCGUCACCUGGACAGAGGGACAGCCUUCAUCCAGGUCAGCACCAAGGUCAACACCAGAGGAGAGAUACGUGGACGGGUGAGUAGGACCACAACCAUAACUCAACCACUUAACCACUUAACAACCAUAGCUCAACCGCUUAACAACCAUAACUCAACCACUUAACCAUAACUCAAUGACUUAGCAACCGUUACUCAACCACUUAACAACCAUAACUCAACUACUUAACAACCAUUAUUCAACCUCAACCAUACCUCAAUCUCAAUCCACACUCUUCAGUUUGAUCAUGCAUUAUUGGAAUAUAUUGAGGAUUAUAGAGAUGGAGUGAUCAGAGGUGGAGGAGAGGAGGGAGGGAGGGGGAGGGAGGGAGGUGAGGCCCCUCCGGGCCCUAGCCAGCUGAGUGGUUUUUGUGUGUGUGUGAUUGCUCACUUAGUCAGUGUGAGGCCACACAGACAAGCACACUCACUGGCAGGUGGCCUUGUGUUUUCAGAGACAUUUUGUUGAAAAGUAAAAGUAUGUGAGGACACACACAAACACACACACACACACACUCACAUCGUUACACGCUAACAUAUUUGCAGGUGGCCUGGUUGAUGAUUUCGUCUUAGCUGCCAGGGGAUGGAAUGGGAGAAAGAAACGUGUAAGAACACACACACACAGUAAAGUCCGGCAGUUUAAAUAGCAAACAGGUCUGACACAUAAACAGCCAUCUGCCGUGGAGCCGUAGAGCCAUGGGCGGAAAGCCGGCUGAACGCUCCAUUUAGGACUAAUUAACAAGUACAAGUACGCUUUAUAACAAGCCACAAGGAAGGUGUGUCCAACAAAUCACUGAAAUCCUAACCUCUGUUUUCCCCCCCUCUCUCCCUCCUUCCUCCUCCUUGCUCUCUUUCUCUCCCUCCUUCCUCCUCCUUGCUCUCGGUCCCUCCUCUUAUUCUCCCUUUCUCAUGCUCACCCCUUUUCUGCCCCCCUCUCUCUCUCGCCCCCUCUUUCUCUCUCUCUCUGUCACCCCCCUCUCCAUUCUUCUCUCCCUCCCUCCCUCCUUCUUUCUUUCUCUCCCUACAGGUCCAUGUGCCUAAUAACUGUGAGUUUGGGACAAGGGGUGAGGUGGAGAUGGCGGAGUUUGAUGACCUGUUUGUGCGUGACCCUGAGGAACUAAAGAAAGACCCCCACACCUGUUUCUUCGAGAGUCAACACCACGCCCACGGCUCCCUCUGGACCCCCAACUACAACAACUGUUUCACCUGCAGCUGUCAGGUAGGACUGUUCCAACUAAAACCACUAGGGCGGCGCUAUAGCUACGCAUUAAAUUAGUGCUGGUUUCCCAGACACAGAUUAAGUCUAGUCCUGGGCUAAGAAGCCCGUUCGAUGGAGAAUCUAGAUGUCUUGAGAAUCUAGAAGUAAAGUUUCUACUACUAUAUUGAGUGACUUUGUGUCUAACUACUAUAUCGCUUGUUCUGUCCAUUUCUCUCCUCCCUCAAUCUCCCUGUACUCCCUGUAGAAGCGCACAGUGAUCUGUGACCCGGUCAUCUGUCCAGUUCUCAACUGCUCUCGCACCAUCCAGCCUGAGGACAAGUGCUGCCCCGUAUGUCUCGGUGAGUGUGUGUGUAUCAGUGGGUGUGUUACUAUGUUUGAAUAGGAUUGUGUGCUUGAGUUUUUUUUCCUUAUUCUUGAGAGGACUUAUUCUUGACAGUACAACCCAUUACGGUCGUAAAGUUGUGAAAUAAUACUUUCCUGUGUCCUUUUGCCCUGUCUGUCCUUUAGAGAGGAAAGACCCCAAGGACAUGACGGCUCCAGAGAGGCUAGACGAGCAUCCAGAAGGUACUGUACCAUCUCUAUCUCUGUCUGACUGUCACUCUGAACAUCCAGAAGGGACUGUACCAUCUCUAUCUCUGUCUGGCUGUCACUCUGAACAUCCAGAAGGUACUGUACCAUCUCUCUCUCUGUCUGACUGUCACUCUGAACAUCCAGAAGUACUGUACCAUCUCUCUCUCUGUCUGACUGUCACUCUGAACAUCCAGAAGGUACUGUACCAUCUCUCUCUCUGUCUGACUGUCACUCUGAACAUCCAGAAGGUACUGUACCAUCUCUAUCUCUGUCUGGCUGUCACUCUGAACAUCCAGAAGGUACUGUACCAUCUCUAUCUCUGUCUGACUGUCACUCUGAACAUCCAGAAGGUACUGUACCAUCUCUCUCUCUCUGUCUGACUGUCACUCUGAACAUCCAGAAGAUACUGUACCAUCUCUCUCUCUCUGUCUGACUGUCACUCUGAACAUCCAGAAGGUACUGUACCAUCUCUCUCUCUGUCUGACUGUCACUCUGAACAUCCAGAAGAUACUGUACCAUCUAUCUCUCUCUCUGACUGUCACUCUGAACAUCCAGAAGGUACUGUACCAUCUCUCUUCUCUCUGCUGUCACUCUGAACAUCCAGAAGAUACUGUACCAUCUCUCUCUCUCCUCUGACUGUCACUCUGAACAUCCAGAAGUACUGUACACCAUCUCUGUCUCUCCUGACAUGUCUGACCUCGUCACUCUCUGAGUCACUCCCCAGAAGGUACUGUACCAUCUACUCCCCUGUCUGACUGUCACUCUGAGCAUCCAGAAGGUACUGUACCAUCUAUCUCUGUCUGACUGUCACUCUGAGCAUCCAGAAGAUACUGUACCAUCUCUCUCUCUGUCUGACUGUCACUCUGAGCAUCCAGAAGGUACUGUACCAUCUAUCUCUGUCUGACUGUCACUCUGAGCAUCCAGAAGGUACUGUACCAUCUCUAUCUCUGACUGACUGUCACUCUGAGCAUCCAGAAGAUACUGUACCAUCUCUCUCUCUGUCUGAAUGUCACUCUGAACAUCCAGAAGGUAAUGUACCAUCUCUCUCUCUCUCUGACUGUCACUCUGAACAUCCAGAAGGUACUGUACCAUCUCUAUCUCUGACUGACUGUCACUCUGAGCAUCCAGAAUGUACUGUACCAUCUCUCUCUCUGUCUGACUGUCACUCUGAACAUCCAGAAGGUACUGUACCAUCUCUCUCUCUGUCUGACUGUCACUCCUCCUCUUUCUCGCUUUCUCCAUCUGUCUGUUCCUCUCUCUCCGUCACCCUCCCUCCUCUCCAUCUGUCAGUUCCUCUAUCUCUCUCCGUCAUCCUCCCUCCUCUCCAUUCUGUCUGGUUACCUCUGAGAUUGAUGUGCAUUUCCAAUGCUAAGAGUGUAUUUCUCUCAUCCUUCUGAACUCUCUCUCUCUCUCUCUCUCUCUCUCUCUCUCUCUCUCUCUCUCUCUCUCUCUCUCUCUCUCUCUCUCUCUCUCUCUCUCUCUCUCUCUCUCUCUCUCUCUCUCUCUCUCUCUCUCUCUCUCUCUCUCUCUCUCUCUCUCAGGUUGUUACUUUGAGGGGGACCAGAAGAUGCAUGCUCCUGGGUCUACCUGGCAUCCAUUCGUCCCUCCGUUUGGCUACAUUAAGUGUGCCCUCUGCACCUGCAAGGUAGGCCUCUAGGUUAUUCCUUCACAGCUAGCAUGAUGUAAGUCGAUAAGUGAUGCUAACAUAAUUAGAAACAUAAUCUUUCUGCAGCUUCCUAGAAUGUAAUGUAAAUUCCGCUCAUUUCCCAUUGUGUCCUUCGUCCUCUACUCCUGUAGGGGGCGACAGGCGAGGUGCACUGUGAGAAGGUGACGUGUCCAGCCCUGACCUGCAGUCGUCCGGUACGCCGCAGCCCCUCAGACUGCUGUAAGGAGUGUCCGGAGGAAGACAAACCCCCUUUGGAGCACGCUGACAUGAUGCAGGCAGACGGGACGCGUCACUGCAAGUUUGGGAAGAACUUCUACCAGAACAGUGACAACUGGCACCCCCGUGUGCCCCUGAUGGGAGAGAUGAAGUGCAUCACCUGCUGGUGUGACGUGAGUAUUACAGGGAGUCAGGGACCAGUCAGGAACAAGUCUCUUACAAAAUAUUGCCACUAAGAGUGGGUUUGGACCUGUUGCCAAACAACACAAUUCAAGACAAAAAAGCUUCAGACUGUUGGGCCUAAACCCCAAAAGGGAAAAAAGCACUGGAGAACUCCCUCUGUUUCAGUAAACCUUUAGAAAAACCCAGACUCAAGGUUUCUUCUGACUGAAGGAGUUUUUCCAUGCCACUGUGCUUAAUACAUAUUUGUACAGAUAGAGUAGGGAUGUUUCAGACUUGGUUGAGCUUCAUAGCUGUAGGGAUGGGGGGGACUUGGGUGGCCCUUACCCCUUGGGGGAAAAUGCCAGUGUCCGUGUGGGGAACUCUUAGAUUUGUAGUUGAGAAGCGUUGAGCAUUUUCUAAUUUCACAGCAUUAUGAGGUGCAUUCCUAAUGUACCUCCCUCUGUCUCUCCCUCCCUCCUUUCUCUCUCUUUCUUUCUCCCUCUCUCUCCAGCAUGGUGUGACUAAGUGUCAGAGGAAGCAGUGUCCAGUCCUGACCUGUGGUAACAUCACCCGCCGGGAGGGCAUGUGCUGUCCUGAGUGCCAAGGUGACAAGCACACACGCGCGCACAUACACACAUGCUUGAAAUAGCGAGACAUGCUCUCAAUCCUGAUGACAUGCUUUCAAACAGUGAUGAUUAAUGUAGCUAGUAAUCAUAGAUUCAUUCAUAUUGGGAAUAACUUCUCUUUUGUUUAGAUUCCAAAGAGGAAGAGGAGGAGCUGAUGAAAGUUCCGGAAAAGAAGAACAGCUGGAGACACUGA